AGACUAAAGAAUCAAUUACACAACCAAACCUAAUGACAUAAGGCAUUUCUUAUUGACGCUAUCACAAGAACGGUGGUUUUAUGAUCAAAGAGAAUACAUCCAGCUUCUUUCUCGAUCUGGACGUAACAUUGAUUCUCUCUCAAGAUGGGUGUUCUGAAAUCACUAACCAUCGUCGCGAUGGUUCUCGGUUGCCUUUGUACGACCAUGGGUGAUGAUCCCGAGUAUGUAUACCCUGAUGAUUGGAAUGAUCCAAACAGAGAUUCAUUCCUCUACGGAACCUUUCCAGAUGAUUUCAUAUUCAGUUCAGCGACAUCAGCUUACCAGAUCGAAGGAGGUUGGAACACCGAUGGGAAGGGAGAAAGCAUCUGGGAUAACUUCACCCACGAAGGAGGCCAUGUUUAUCGCAAUAGUAAUGGUGAUAUUUCUUGUGACAGUUACAAUAAGUACAAGGAAGACGUUGCUUUAAUGGCUGCCAUGGGUUUGAAAUAUUAUCGGUUUUCAAUCGCUUGGUCACGCAUCCUUCCACAAGGCACUAUCAACAACAUCAAUGAGGCAGGUAUCAACUUCUAUCAAAGCCUUAUCGAUGAGAUGGCUGCCAACGGUAUCAAGCCUAUGAUCACCCUCUAUCAUUGGGAUCUUCCUCAAGCACUGCAAGACAUUGGUGGUUGGGACAAUCCGGACAUCGUACAACACUUCAAGAACUAUGCCGAGCUCUGCUUCCAGAGGUUCGGGGAUCGAGUCCCCCUCUGGAUCACAUUCAAUGAGCCUUGGAUUGUGACUCUGUUUGGGUAUGGCACGGGUCAGUUUGCUCCAGGAAUCUCAGAGAUUGCAUACACUCCGUACAGAGUUACCCAUAAUAUCAUAAAGUCUCAUGCUGCAGCUUACCAUGCCUACAACGACACCUACAAACCUUUCCAGAAUGGACAAUUAGGUAUCACAUUAAACUCUGAUUGGUCAGAGCCAUGGGACAGGACGAACCAGACCAGUCUUGAUGCAUCUGAUCGAGCUCUUCAGUUUAACCUCGGUUGGUUUGCUCAUCCAAUCUUCAAAGGUGACUAUCCAGAGAUUAUGAAGACCAAGAUCGCCAAGAAGAGCACUGCCCAAGGCUUGAGUGAAUCUCGCUUACCCGCAUUCACGCCAGAGGAGAUUGCCUACAUCAAAGGCACAGGAGACUUCUUCGGCCUCAACACCUACACAACCAACCAGGCAGUGGCAAACGUGGAAGACCUCUCUAAUCCUCCUAGCUACUGGAAGGACUCUGACGUCAUCUCUUGGCAAGAAGGGUCCUGGCCUGGAUCCGGUUCUGGCUGGUUGAAGAUAGUUCCAUGGGGAAUCCGCCGGCUCAUUAAUUGGAUUGAUAAUGAAUACAACGUACCAAUCUACGUCACUGAGAAUGGUGUCUCGACAGGCGACAAGUAUGAACUUGAUGAUAUCAUUAGACAAAAGUACUACCGAGCAUACAUUAAUGAGGUUUUAAAAGCUAUCGUGCUGGAUGGUUCAAAUGUCAAAGGUUACACAGCCUGGUCAUUACUAGAUAACUUCGAGUGGGGAGCUGGAUAUAGCGAGCGAUUCGGUCUCCAUUUCGUCGACUUCAAUGACCCCGAUCGAAAGCGACUAGCUAAAGGCUCAGUCGAUGUCCUAUCAGAAAUUAUCAAAAACAAUGGCUUCAUUAAAAGCGAUGACAAAGGUAAUGCUCAUGUCGUCACGUCAUAUGGUCUCGCCUUCACAUGCUUCGGGGUUCUUCUCUCUCAGAUUCUAAAUAUUUAAUUUCAAAGCAUUAAUAGUGAAGUGAAGUAAAGUGAAAAUACAUUUCUGAAACGUUUACGAAGUCUGUGUGAUCAGAUAGGGAAUAAAACAAAACAAUUAUAUGUUAUCAGAAUUGUAAACCCAUUGAAUACAUAUUUGUACAUUAAAAAGUGAAUUUUUUACACGUGUAUGCUUUAUGAACGGGUCUUUCUCUUUUCUUUUUUUCUUUUUUCUCUUUCUCUCUCCCCCCCCCCCUCUCCCUCCCCCCCCCCCCUCCUCUCUCUCUCUUUGCUUCACAUUCCCAUUAUUUCUUUCUUUCCCUCCCUCCUUUUCUAAGACCUGAGAUUAUUCUCCUCUUCCAUUCGUAUGUUAAUGUUGAAUAAAUAUAAUGCUAAGCUGAUCGUUAAUCAGCUAAACUGUAAUGAAACGAAAGUCAUUAUAAGAUGUCAACCUGUCCAUUUACAUUUCUAUUAAUUUCCAGUAUGCUUUGAAUCAUAUUGCCUAAAAUGCAAGUCUUGAAAAAUGAUGUCAUAAAUAACUUAUAUUUAUCUUGAAAAUACAAUUUACAUGCCUUAUGUUCUAUUCUUGAUUAAGGGUCUUAUCACAUCCAAAGCCUGUAAAACAACAGUUAAUAAAGUAAGGAAACGAUGUAAAUGCAUUCUUAGAGGGGUUAUGUUACGUAUCGGCAGUGAUACUGGGUUGCUUUUAAUGAAACUAUAACAAUAGUGGGUAUACAUUGAACAAAAACAUCAUGAAAAUAAAGAUAAACUUACAAGAAUGAUACAUGGUGUAAUAAUCUUCCAUUUACAUUCAUUAUUUAACAAUAUUCAUUGGAUGUUUUUUUUAUUUUAUUUUUUUUUUUAUUAACGUUUCAUUUGUGUCCAUGUUUAUGUUGACCUGAACUCUGUUUAAUGUAAAUCAUUUAAUCAAAGAUAUAUGGAUGGUAGACGAAUCGAGCAUUAUACAAACUGGACAUUAGAACGACUGGCAAUAAGACCAAAUGAGUGAUAUACCAAAUUGGUAGUCAACUUAUCGGAAAUUAGACCAAAUCUAAAUAGACCAGAUAGACUGGCUGGGAGUAGACCAUAUGGGAAUAGACCAAUUAGGUAGUAGACGAACUAGUUGUAGACUAAACGGUAAUAAACCGGAUAUUUUCCAAUGUUAUUCGUAAGAUUGUUCUGAAGGAAGCUUGGAUAUCAUCACAUUCAUUAAAAGAACUUUGGUACGAAAAAGUAAACAAUACAAACAUUUGGAUUAGCAUGAAAUACGCCCAUGAAAUACGCACGUAAUAUGCCCCGAAAAUGUAUUUAUAUCUUUAUUUGAAUUUGAUGAGUUCUUCAUGAUUGUAAGGUGUAUUUGUAUUUAUUACAUAACCUUCAUUCACAAUAUGUAUAUUGUGUUUUACAAAACAUAGGCAUAAUAAUUGUAAUUCACCGUA
This is a messenger RNA of Strongylocentrotus purpuratus (purple sea urchin), 3184 nucleotides long. RefSeq names its product lactase-phlorizin hydrolase. The coding region runs from base 145 to 1767 and encodes 540 amino acids. The record is from RefSeq and is a predicted model, not a curated record. Lineage: Eukaryota; Metazoa; Echinodermata; Echinoidea; Camarodonta; Strongylocentrotidae. The transcript has 4 exons. Gene Ontology annotation, molecular function: hydrolase activity, hydrolyzing O-glycosyl compounds. Gene Ontology annotation, biological process: carbohydrate metabolic process.